AUGUGCCCCGGAGUGGGCGACGAGCACAAGCAUGCUUGUUGUCAGGAGAUCUCCUUCACUCCACCUCCUGCCCUGGCUCGGCCAGGAGAUGAGGUUUCUGACAAGAUCCCCAUAGGCAUUUAUGCGACUCCCGAGGAGUUCGUGCAGCGAGCUCGUGCUCUUCAACACCCGAUGGUUGCAAGCUUGAGAGCCUCCUUCCUUGAGCAUGUAACACAUUUGACGGAGAAGCUUCGCCCCGAUGAGGAGGCUCUACAUCGCUCUUUCUCUCCUGAGCUUCAGAAGGUUCUUAAAGGAAAACGACUUCUCCUCUUUAAGACCUUGCUGGAAGAGUACCGGUACGACGAUGUUGGGGUCUGGGAGAUGCUUCGGGACGGCCCUUCCUUGACUGGCACUCAGGACCAUCCUCCCUAUGCCGAUCGUAGUUUUCGCCCAGCAACAGUUAGCACCGAACAGCUAGAGCGUGAAUCUUCCUGGAGGCGGAAAUUUGUGACCUCCAAAACUUCUUCACCCCAGGAUGCUGCUACUCUGACUUCUCUUGGUGAAGGUGAGGUUUCGGCUGGAUUCAUUUCGGGACCAUAUCGAACAGCGGCCGAAGUUACUGAGGCUUUGGGAAGGCCCGACUGGAUUGCAACUCCACGCUUUGUUUUGCUUCAGGGCUCCAAGGCCAAGCCCCGGGUUAUCGACGAUUGCAAAUCUUCGGGUCUGAACUCAUCUUUCUCCUCCACGGAGCGCCUUCGUCUGCAAGACCUCGACUAUGUGGUGGCGAUGAUCAAGCUGGCUGGCAAGAUGUCGGGUCGGCACAAAGUUCGUAUGGAUCUUUCCACUGGUGAUGUGCUCUGUGGUGAUCGAGUGCUUCCCUCCGGCUCUGAGUGGCUUGGUCGAUGUGUGGAUCUAGCCAAAGCCUACAAGCAGAUGGCUGUUCCUCGUUCCCAGCGCCACUUGGUGGUGCUCUGCCACCACGAUGAACAAG
Symbiodinium sp. CCMP2592 is the source of this 970-nucleotide messenger RNA. Lineage: Eukaryota; Dinophyceae; Suessiales; Symbiodiniaceae. The record is from the annotation of a GenBank genome assembly.